CUUUAUAUUUUGUUUUGAUUUCGUUUCGUUUGCUAUUGAAUACACGUGUUGUGGUAGUAGUUUAUUAAAAAUUAAAUUUUUGUUUAAUAAUAUUUAAAAAUUAUUAAUUAAAAUGACCAUACAAAUAGAUAAAAAACAUUUACUAACGUUUAUGCGUUCGGAAAAUGAAAAAAUUAUGGAUUUACUAUUGACUUUCAACGUGCCAGACUCAAUAGAAGAUACCGAUUGCGAUGCUUACCUACUGACCACCAGUAAAACAGUCUCAAAAUCAAUGCCUGCCAAACAGAAUUCAUCUUCUAUUGAUGAACUGCAAGAUCGUUUAAAUACCAUUAAAAAUAAAAUGAAAACGAAAAAGGGGCCGAUUUCGGAAAAGGCACGCAAGAAAAAAGAGGAGAAAAAACUAAAGAAAAAUAAAGAAUUCAAAAAAGUACUCGUUACCGCUGCUAAAUCCAUGAAAAAUGAACAAGCCAAACACUCUAAUACCAACCAAGAAGACGAAAUUGAAAAUAAAAAAGAUAUUAAACCUGUCAUACCCAAACCAGUGUUCAAUGAAGAAGGAAAAAUAGUGUUCUCUAAGUUCGAUUUUGCCCAGAAGAAAAAGAAUUCUCAUCAAAAUCCCCGUGAGAUUUUGAAGAAAAUCAAAGAAACCGAUAAGAAAAUUAAUGAACUAAAAGAAAUGGGUGAAACCGAAAAGGCGUUGGAAAUGAAAAAUGAAAUUGCCUGGAAAAAGGCUUUCGAUAAGGUGGAUGGUAAAAAGGUUAAGGAUGAUCCUAAACUAUUAUACAAGGCCAUUAAAAAACGUAAAGUGGAAAAUAAAAAGUCCAAGAAACAAUGGAUUGAUCGCAAGAAGAAGGUCGAGCAGGAUAUUUCUUCAAGACAGAAGAAACGCAAUGAAAAUAUUAAUAAACGUAUUAAGGAUAAACAAACUAGAAAACUUAAGAGAGCCUCGAAAAAGGGCAGAAUUAUACCUGGUUUUUAAUAAAGUUUUAGAUUUUUUAAGAAUUGGA
Molecule: messenger RNA, 1007 nt
Organism: Lucilia cuprina (Australian sheep blowfly)
Lineage: Eukaryota; Metazoa; Arthropoda; Insecta; Diptera; Calliphoridae
Gene: Surf6
Product: surfeit locus protein 6 homolog
Exons: 2
Coding region: 113-979 (288 amino acids)
Biological process (GO): ribosomal small subunit biogenesis; ribosomal large subunit biogenesis
Cellular component (GO): nucleolus
Molecular function (GO): RNA binding; DNA binding
Source: RefSeq, a predicted model, not a curated record